CCACAUCGCGACAAGUAAUCGACUUAAAACAUUCUGAAUUUUGAAAAAACGCAAUUAGUUGUCGACAGUCGUUUGUGUGUUUAACAUGAUUAUAUUAGCGAUUUUAACAAUUUUUUUCAUUUUCGCUCAGGCCAACUCAAACCCCUCGGUAUACAUAAACGAAAUUCCCGUCAUACCGCCAUUUAAAGUCGGCUUCGGUGGAGUUUGGGAUCCUCGCGUCUCAUCCACCUACUUUGUGGACCACUACUCAAAUAACUGUUACCGUUAUUCGUGGAUCGAAGACCGUAUGUACAAGGCCACCGUUGAAACAAACUUCACAAUUUCCUUUUUAUUUCCUUCGAGAGAGGCUGUUAACCAAUUUCUCGUUGGAGCCGGUAACACGAUCAUUCUUGUCGAAUGGGACGGCGCAUCCGAGACGGCUAAGCUUGUGAAAGUUGUAUGUGAAGUUGAAGCGAAUACGGGAAAUAUUAUGAAUCAUGCCGUUGCGAGUCAGUUCGGAGAACUUAUUUUUGGUACGUUCGCACCAAAGUUGUGCGGGGCAAAUGUUACACAAGGUGUGUACCAGCUCGAGCGGAACAAAAACCAGUCCGUUGUCAAAACGCUGUUUACGGACGUGAAAGUAACCAGUGGCGUAGCAAUUGAUGAGAAACUCAGCGUCUUAUAUCACUUGGACGGAUGUUUGCAGGAGCUAACUGCUUACGAUCGAAAUGUUAUUACAGGCGAUUUGUCCAAUAAAAGAGUUGUCAUUAAGUUUAAUUUUCCGAGCUACACAUUAAUGGUUGGUCUAAUCAUUGACAGUGAUGGUCACCUAUACACUGGCCUCUAUGGAGGAUCGGCUUUAGUAUGGAUCAACACGAAAAGUCGCACUUAUCGGCUAAUCGAAACACCAACUCCAUUCGUUGGUGAUCCGGGAUUUAGUGGACGAGACAACAAUAAACUGACGGUGGCUACCGGAACCGCAACUCCUUACUUUUCGACAGGACAAUUAAAUAUGACGAUUGAUACUCCGCUUGCUGGCAGUGUGUUGAGAAUAAAUGGGCUUGGAACUAGAAGCAGUGGAACGAGAUUACCAGCAACGUAAACCGCAUUUCGAAUUUGUUGAACAAAAAAAUUUUGCAAAUGAAAUCUUUGCUUGAAAUGUAUGUAUAGUCACUAACAGUUUCACUAACGGUUGCAAACCAAUUUAUCCAGACCUGCUAGUCUGAGCAUCCAAUUUUGAGCAU
Molecule: messenger RNA, 1223 nt
Organism: Bradysia coprophila
Lineage: Eukaryota; Metazoa; Arthropoda; Insecta; Diptera; Sciaridae
Product: regucalcin-like
Biological process (GO): L-ascorbic acid biosynthetic process
Molecular function (GO): gluconolactonase activity; calcium ion binding
Source: RefSeq, a predicted model, not a curated record